This is a messenger RNA of Dreissena polymorpha, 1311 nucleotides long. RefSeq names its product complement C3-like. Gene Ontology annotation, molecular function: endopeptidase inhibitor activity. Bases 86 to 1012 code for a protein of 308 amino acids. The transcript is spliced from 11 exons. NCBI's taxonomy places the organism in Eukaryota, Metazoa, Mollusca, Bivalvia, Myida, Dreissenidae. The record is from RefSeq and is a predicted model, not a curated record.
GGCCAAUGAAUCGCAAGGCCGCCGUGUGCCGCUUUAUAAUCAGAUGUAGGCGCGCGUCUGCACUAAAAUCAGUUUAGUGUUUGAAAUGGGAAUUAUCAGCAUUUUGCUUUUCGCUGCGUGUUUAAGCAGCGUUAAGGGGAACUACCAAUAUGUCCUGGCACCAAACGUGAUCCGACUUGAAAACGAGGAGACCCUGCUUGUUGGCAUUCUUGGCAAUGGUGCGAAUCAGAAAGUAACGGUAUACUUUGAAUAUCUGGACAGGAAGAUCUCCGAAAAAACAACAACGAUAAAAGAUGCAGCACAUCCUGUCGAGGUCAUGGUCAAGGUCACCGCAGAUGACCUCUUCAAAGACAUCGACGCCAGUCCAAAAUUCAGAGAAAGACCUAAAUUUAUCAAAUUGGUAUGCAAUGGACCAAAUGGGAUUCAGACCCGGGAUAUUGCUCUUAGUUUCACAUCCGGUUAUCUGAUCGUACAGACGGACAAACCUCUGUACAAUCCUGCUCAGCCAGUAUAUGUUCGAGUUCUCGCAAUGGACGAAUCUAUGAGGCCAAUCAAGGACAAGCAAUUGGCAAUAGAAUUGAUAAGCCCCACAAAUAUGACUGUAGGCAGGGUGAACUUUGAACCUGGUAAAAGUCAACAUGGCUUCUACAAAGGAGAGUUUGAGCUUCCACCGUUUCCGGAUUUUGGGACAUGGACGAUCAAAGCUAAACUUGGAGGAAAGUCGGAGACGUAUGCCAUUGCUCCUAUUGAAGUACGCGAAUUUGUUCUUCCUACCUUUGGGGUAGAUAUUACAACGGAUACGGAAAACAAGUACAUACUGCCAAAUCAGGAAAAUAUUGGAGUUACAGUUUCAGCCACAUACGUUUACGGCAAGACAGUGGAAGGGAUUGCAGGACUCGAUAUUAACAUCCGGAAGAAGGGGGAUGUGUCGGACCCAAAACGUGUUGUUACCAUGGGAAGACAGAAGCUUCGUAAUGGCAAGGCAUUCUUCACGGUCGAUGUAAGAAACUAGUGCAAGGUUUAGGGGGACAGUUUCCUGCGGAGGCCAUGUUAGAAUUGUCGUCAACUGUUUAUGAGUCGGCAACAGGAAAGGAAGAGACGGGAGCAGAUGACUACAUAAUGUUUGUAAACUGUCCUUUCAAGUUUGAAUUCUCGCGUUCAAAGACUACAUACCGGAAAGGCUUCACAUAUUACAUGCAGAUUGACAUGCUUCACGCAGACGGUCGACCUGCUCAAGAGAUGGAUUUCGUUAUCGAAGUUGAUGGUAAACAAACACGCAGAAAGACAAGAAAAGAUGGUCAAUAUUUGGAA